AAAUAGGGGGUGAUGAACGCAAGAGAAACCUUGGUGAUGAAGUAGUUUUAUGGGUAAUCUUGACUUUGGGUUGAUUUCACUCUAUAAAAGUUUGCAUCUUUGCCCCUCGAACCAGUCUUACACUCACUUCCUCCCACAAGAAACAGAGAACCAAAUACAGAUGGAUAAGUUCAAGAUGGCGGAAUCUGCAGGUGGGCAUCCAUUGUUCAGCUGCAGGAACUGCAGAACUCCUCUUGCCUUCCAUGCUGAUCUCCUCUCCAAGAAGUUCAAGGCAAAAUCAGGGCAAGCUUACAUGUUCUCUCAUGUGAUGAAUGCGGUGUUGGGGCAAAAGGAAGAGAAGCAGCUGAUGACUGGAGUGUUCACCAUUGCCAGCAUCUACUGCAGCCGCUGCGGCGAGGGGCUGGGGUGGAAGUAUGUUCUUGCCCAUGAUAUGAAGCAGAAGUACAAGGAAGGCAACUUCAUACUCGAGAAAUCCAAGCUUGCCAAGGAAUACUGAUCACAGAUCCAUGCUAUAUAUCUCCAGCUAGCUUCUGUCAAGAGUUUUCUAAUGUAAUAAAGCAAUACAACGCUAAUGUCAAAACCAGCAACGCUAAGAAAUGGGUGGUAUGAAUCUUAUAUCAUAUCAUUUAGUCACAUGCUUCCUAAAACG
This is a messenger RNA of Linum tenue, 649 nucleotides long. The record is from the annotation of a GenBank genome assembly. Lineage: Eukaryota; Viridiplantae; Streptophyta; Magnoliopsida; Malpighiales; Linaceae.